AUGCAUUUUGUGGGCCCACUGCCUGCCGAACCAAAAUAUUUGAUAUUACAUGAAGUUCAUCACUAGGAUGAAGACAAUAUGGCGGACAAGAAGGUAUGUAACUUCUCAGGCCUCCUUUUGAGAGUGUCUUUUGACUUUUUUUUACUUCUUUCCAGUUUCCAAAUUGUUUAGAGAUAAUAUGGACUGUGUUUAAUGUUUAAUACAUUCCUUCAUGACUUCCAUGAAGAUGGUCACUGUGACUGGCGUAGAAACUAGAAAGAAGAAAGGUUUUGCUUUCAGGCUCAGUCGGAAUUGGGGGGGGAGGGCGGUUUACCAGGAAUAUACCAAUGUACUCGAUUUAGACCAGGCAGACAAGCUUGCCCUAGAUUUUUGGGUCUUCUCUGAUCGGAGUUCACAUUGUCAAUUUUUCAUCUUCAUAUUUUUAAAAUCUUCAUCCUCAAAUUUUAUAUAUAGUCUACUGUGUCUACACCAAAGUGCCAAACAUUUCAUGCUGUCUUCAGUAUAGACUAAAGCAUGGUAUAUAUCUUUCGGUAUGGAUUAAAGCAUGAAGAUUUCAAUUCUGAGGUCCAUUUUUGGCAAGAUCUGUAGAUAGUGGGAUGAAAAAUGGAUGAUGUCAACUCGGAUCGGAGAAUAUACUGGUAUAUUCCUGACGUGUAAAGAAAUUUCAGCUGAAAUUCUGUCUGUGUAUUCAAGAAAAUCCAUGUAUUUUUGAUAAAAUUAAAUAAAAUUAACGCCUGUAUUGGAACUCGUGUACAGAGAGCAAGCUUCAUGCACAACAACACACUUUAAUACUGUAGAUAUUACUACCUUGUUUGUGCUUACAAAGCAGCUAUUCUCAGAUGUUCUGCUUUAAUUUCCAUGCAACUGCUAUGCCCCAUGGAAAUAUUCCCUGAACAAAAAUAAGAUUAUUAUUAUUAUUACUGUCUGAGGUAUAUUGAGCAAUCAUCAACCUAAGUAUACCGGGUAUUAAUCUUGGGUAAUUAAAUGUAGGCUUUAUACAUAGGAGAGACCAAAGUAGUCUUAUCUAGGGUUUUUUAAUUCAAUAUGAUACCAUUUUGGUCAAUACCAAUACUAACUAUCAUGUUUAAUAAAUGAAAGUGAUCAUGAACUACUCUAUCUGUACAACUUGUGUCUUCUGCCUUUUACAAAUACAGUCACAAGGUGAAAAUCUGAGUUCAUAUAGCCCUAUCAUUCAACAUUACUUUGUGAAAUAUUGCAUACACUAACAGUCAUACUACAUGCAAACAAUGCACUACAUUUCUGUGGCUUUUAUGCUGAUUGUUGUGAUUGAACAUAUCGCAGGCUCGAGCGGUAUGGGAAUUACCAAUACUUUUCUCAAGCAUGAAACAUAUUGAUACUUUUGUAGUACUGAUCGUCUUGAUAUUUGGUAUCAGUAUCGGCCCAUCCCUUGCUAAUAGUUAUGAAAACAAUUAUGAAUAUUGCUGACGAACUAGUCGAUAACAAAAAUCGUUCUUGCCGACAAUUGCAGAAUAGAAGUUAGCAAAUGUCACUGACUAAUGAAAACAAUGGCAAUGCUUUUCAGUAGCACUGUUGGUGUUGAAUAGUGAAAGCUACUAGCUAGUAAUUUGAGACACCAAUGAAUAUUUUAUGUGACAUAAUUUUAGGGAAAUGUUGAGCUAUCAUCGACUGUCAAUCAAAGACAACAAAGACGUCAAGAGUAAUAUAAUAUUAACAUUUUAUUAUAUAAUAGAGAGUGAGAUACUGAAAAAUACACAGUGAGAUAUUUUCCAUAUCUUCUGCACUAUGGUGAAGAUAUCGAUCACGUGAAUUCAAAAUUUCACAAUUUUUUGCUUGGGACUAUAUAAUAAACAGAACAUUACACGGUGGCUUGAAAAUAUGACUUUUAUCAAUUUUAUCUUUUAUUUCACCACCCGAAGAUAAAAGUCAUAUCUUCGCGCCGCCAUGUAAUAUCCUCUAUAUAUUAAAUAUUAUAAUAUUGUAAUUAUAAUAUAUGUUCACAUUAGCUGAAUUUAUAUUAGAAGCGGGUGGAUUUCUGUCUAAGACGGGAAACUCGUGUAACGGAUUUCGGCUGGUAUGACUACGUCAUGUAAUGUACACUAUAGUGGACCAAUACUAUAUGACAAUUUAUAUGAAAGAGAGACUUCGAGCAAGUCUAGUAUGAAUAUGAAACGAAAACCAUCCGACGGAUAAACACGAAAAAAUAGGAGACCCUCCAUCCCAGUCUCUUUUCAGCGUUACGAGCAGAAACCCGUUUUGAUUUAUUCGUCUGAUAUAAAUUUAAGAGGAGUUUCCUGUCUAAGGGCCUGUUCAUAUGGGCAGAAGUUAUCCCGGUUAGCGAGAAAACUUUUCGACAAGUUUACGAGCGAGAUCUCGCCUUGUUACGAAAAUAAUAUGAAAAGUUACAUUGCGUUCAUAUGAGACGAAAAGUUUUCGCGUGUACCGAGAUCUCGCUUGUUGACAGGCGAGAUCUCGGUGACCGGGAUAAUGUUUUCCCCAUAUGAACACAACUUUAGCGGGAUAACUUUUUGUCGUGUCAGCAACUUUUCAAUUCAAUUGAUGUUCAGUGCUACGUCACAGCCGGAAACUUUUCCCGGUAAGUGGGAUAAUAUUUCUCCAUAUGAACAGAACAAAAGUAUUUGGCUAGUCGAAAAUUUCUCUCGUUAACCGGGAUAACUUUUGCCCAUAUGAACAGGCCCUUAGACAGAAAAGUUGGUUGAGACGGAAAACCCGUCGUUAACCGAAUUUAUAUCUGGACGAGUUUCUCGUCUUAGACGAAUUCCCCGUCUCAGACGGAAAUCUGGUCUUCUAAUAUGAAUUCAGCUAUUUAGUUGAUAACCAAAUCAAACUGUCGAGUGAGCACAAUCUCUUGCAAAUAAGGCAACUUUUAACCAGAACUUUGGGGGGAUUAAUGAUAUAACAUGUAUGGCCUCUUUUAAGGAUUUUUCAGGGGGCAUCAAGGAAAAGGGUAGUGAUUGACCGAUAAUCGGAAUCUGGCCGAUUUUUGCCUUAAUAAUCGGUAGACAAUGGGCAGAAUCACUCCGUAUUUCCGAUUGUGUAAAACCGAUUGUUGAGAAAAUACGCACUUUGUCUUUAAAAAUUAUAUACAUUGCACGUUGAUACACAUUGCGUGUACAAACGCUCAACCAGAAUCCGCUUUUUUUAUGAAAAAAAUGAAAAUCAAAUGUUUAAUCUUUCGCACGAACGGUAGCAUGUUGCAUUUUAGGUGUGCCGGGCCGCCGGCAAUUAAUGCGUGAAGCGUGCCAUUUAUGAACGGUUUUAACCCUGUUUUAUUAACGAACUUUGGUUGCAGUAAAAUUUUCAUUAAAAAAUCACCUGACUGAAUCACCUAAAAAAUCACCUGACUGAAUCACCUAAAAAAUCAAUAGAAGUCCUGACAUUAUGACGUCAUUGUAAAAUUGGUAAUUUCCGAUUGUGGCACAAUCUGUCAAUCACUAGAAAGGGACGUAACUAGGGGGACUAGAAAGGGACGUAGUGAAUUGGAAAAAUGAGAGGACCCCCAGCAAAAGGUUGGUAUUUUUCAGACUCUGGGGCUUGAUUUCCUGUAUUUUGAGACAAAACAUUCAGGAACCUUCAACAGGGUGCAACAUAUUUUACUAUGUUGGGCCGGCUGGGGAGGGGGGCGGGGUAUGGGAGGGAUUUUCGAAACGCUUAAAAUUUUUACCACAUUGUUUUAUUGCUUUUCAAUUAUUUCCCACAUUUUGGCCCAGCGUGCGUUUAAAUUUGCCCAACUUCAUUUUGCUCAGCUGUCCCCUGCCCCGUACGCUUAUGUUUGUACUAUUUUUAUGUUAUUCAGCACUCCCAUAUUUUGUUAGUCUAAACACACGUUUAUGGACAAUAAUCAGUUCAUCAAUAUUUGUCUCGCCUAGAUGGUGGAAAAAGAAACGACGAAAUACAGAACAAACCGACGCGAACAAUGGUUAGUUUUCUAUACUGUUUAUUAUAUAUGUUUCAGCGACUCGAGUGUUCUUUUUUCUUUAUCAUAGAACAACCAAAAAGGAAAAGAAAGAAUUUAAAACAAGCGGAAAAGAAUAAAGAAGAAGAGAUACGGGAAGAGACCGACACAAAAACAGGAAGUUCAAGAUUUAUUUUAUUUAUUGGUACAAAUUAUAGAUUAUUUUCUAGUUAGACCUCCCCACAUUUUAUGUGAUAUAUUAUUUCCCUGAUUUGUCUUUGUAAGCGCUUAUGACGAGUUAACAUGAAGUAUUGUAAACGCGAAGGGGCUGAUGCGCAGAGUGCACUUGACUCUUUCCAACAGCCCCUCCGUGCGUCUCCCAACUGUCUAAAUACUUCAUGAUUAUGUAUCUGUUAUAUUGCCAAGAGAUAAUAAAGUGUCUGGGUACGAGACAGGUUCCUGAUGGAACACCCGUCAAGACGAAUUACGUAAAUGAGCAGUGGCCGACACAAGGGGAUGGGGCGGGGGGGGGGACAUACUUGCUGAAAACCUUUGCAUGACUUGGAUGGUAGGUGAAUAGAUGUGUAAAGGCUGGUCUACACUAUCAAAAUUUCUGUGAUCACAGUAGGCAUUCCAUAUGUAAAUUGUAAGUUUUGAAGGAUUUGUAAGAAAUGUUUGAGGGAAUUGACUUAUAGUGUUUAACAAAGCUGUAACGAUAAUUUUACCAUCAUGAACGCAUUGGUAUGUUGUAUUUUGAGCACUUUUACAUGAAAUUUAAGGAGCAAAUGUUAAAAGAACCGAGAUUUGCAAGAACAAAAAGAUGGUAAUAUGGUUGCAACUUAAAUUCGCCCCCUUCCCCUCAAAUUUUCAGGAACUGUAUGCCACUGCGUUGAAAUAUACGAAUGUUCCUUUCUUGUUCUUAUGGUUCUGGGAAAAUGUUUUCUUGAAAAUUUAAUAGACUAAGUAUACUUGUAGUCAACAUUUUCUUGUAUGCAAUUCAAUUAGGAAAUCUGUCAUUUGAGUGUACAGAAGAUGAUAUUCGAAAUCAUUUCGACUUCGACGGUAAGAACCAUAGAUUAAAUAGAUGAGCGUAAACCAGAGUUCGACAAUUUAACUAAAAACUAAUUAGUCUUUCUCACGAGGGCCAAAAUCCGCCAUGUUGGGGGUCUUCCCUCGCAAAAGGGCUUUACCUCGGUUUAAGAACCGCACAACUUACGUCACACAAGAACCACGAGAAGCAAAAGAACCAGAAGGACCAAGAAGUUGUUAACCAACAACUUUGUAUCACUGAACUUUAAUACAGACUAACAAGUUUGUAUCAAUCAGAUCACGGGCACCAUCAAUCUCGUAUCAAAGUCGGCGUGUAGAGUUAAUUAUUUGUAGAAAAAUAUAUUAUGUAUUCAUGUGUGACGUAUUAUGUGUUCAUGUGUGACGUAAGUUGUGCGGUUCUUACACCGAGAUAAAGUCCGCAAAAGAAUCUAGGCAAUGAACGACUUUUCAACGUGCUUUUCAAUGAAUGACUUUUCAACUGUGAAAAACGACUUUUCAAAGUUGUAACUGUAAAUUUACCAUUAUACACACAAGUACAAUGAUAAGAAGUCUCAUUUCGCGGUGCUUAUCCUUUCAGGUUUGGGACAGUACCCCAAAUAUGGCGAUCUAGUAAACCGAGCGUGAGAAAGGAAAUAAUUAAAAUCAUUUUAUUUAUUUAUUUAUUUAACAAACUUAAUAGACUGAUUCUAAAACCGGCUGCGAAUAUUUGGGAUUCCAUUUAAUGAACUUCAUUAUCUUAUAUGUUUUACGUAGGUAUAUCAGACGUUAGGAUUUUAACCAAUAAAAAAACAGGAAAAUCAAAAGGUUGUGCAUUCCUGGAAUUUGGAAGCAGAAAAAUUCAAGCGGUGGGUUGUUUAUAAGCAAAAUGUUUCAAGCAGUGGGGUGUUUUUGGUGGUGUUCAUAAUUUUAAGUGUUGGUGGUUACAAAACAUGGUGGCGAAUGCGAUGCUAUUGGUAUAUAUAAUUAUAGUUGUUGUGACAGUUAUUGAGCGAUGUCGUCCAUGACUACGAUGAUGGUCGUUCUUAUCGUUGUUUUGGUAUGGUUAUGUUGUGACUUGUGAUAGGAGUAGUGAUAUGGUCGUUGUUAUAUAGGUAGUGAUGUAGUGGAAUUUAUUAGUAGAAAUAGCUGUAGUAGUAGUUGUGGCGUUGGUGGUGGUAGUUGUUGUUGUUGUGAUGCUUUUCAGUUUAAGCAUACACCUUCAAUCAUGAAUGAAUAAAGCUCGUGAGCGGAUGAGCCAGGGAGAGAUUUGUGUCGUAAUACACUCUUUCGAUAAUUAUGUCACACAUACUUUUCGGUCUUGGAGCCUCGCUCUCAUUAGUAAAUUACGCAAGGUGAUUGGCUCACGAUUCAUUAGAGCGAGGCUCCCAGACCCUAUGACGUAAUUAUCGAAAGGGUGUAUAUUAUCAAAAGGGUGUAUUUUUAAGUCGCUUCACCAUCUGCAAUCCUGAACAUAACCCUUGAGACCAUUCCAGCCAGUGUUGCAAACUUAGUCACCCCCUCUAGCUCCUUAAGUUCAAUGCUGUAAACAGCGCCGAAACAACUUUUGGUAUUAAUUUACCAUGGCUCUCAACCAGUUAUGUCCAAGAAUGUGGCAACUAGAUUGGGUCUUAUAUGCAGUUUCUCCUUCAUCGUUUUCAACAAAAUUAUUCAUUAAUUUUUCCAGAAAGCAUUAGAACUUCACCACAGUACUCUAUGUGGAAGACGGAUUAACGUGGAAGUGACGUGCGGAGGUGGGGGCAAGGGAGAACAAAGAAUGACAAAAUUAAGAAGUAAGAUUGAUAAGAUGAAAGAGAAAAGAAAGAAAGCAAAAUUAAAGAAGAAACAAAUGCGUCAAGGUGCUACAAGUGAAUCCUAAAUAAUAUCCCCCCCCCCCUGCAUUUUAUCCUGUCAACAUUAGACAGACGAUGACGUGUAGCCGAGAAGUGGACUUCUAUUCCAUCAGGUCAAACCCACCUUCAAAACUUUGAUGUCGCUCAAAAGAAAUAUUUGACAUUGAUUCUGGAUGUUGUCAAUUGGAUAUACUAGAGCCAAAUGAAUGCUAUGGAGAAUAAUCAUCCAGGACAUAAUAAUCACGCAAACGUUUUUAGACUCGAAGAUUAAAUAUCGCAGUUGAGAGGAACAAAAAACAUAUAAGUGAACAUUAAGGUGUAAGGGAUCACGCGUAUUAUUAGUUUUACGACGUAUGAUACAUGAUUAUCUAUCUGGGGCCAAUUGUUCAAAGGUGGGUUAGCGCUAACCUUGGGUUAAAAUUUAACCUGCUGUUUUAGUUUGUGUAUUUAUGUACGUCUGUUUAUUUCAAAACUUCAGAGAUGAAAACUCCUAUCGACCCAGACAACAUCUCUGAGGAAAUAUUUCCAAAUUUACGGGCAAGCUGUCAGGAAGUUUGCUCUGAAUUUUAGGUUAACCCAGGGUUAAACUAACCCAGCUUUGAACAACCAGCCCCUGAAGGUUAAUAAAUAGUUAUUUCAAUAUGAGACACUAGCUUUCUAAAAAAUUAUACUGCAUCUCUCAUUUCUAUUUUUUUACCGGUCAUUAUUUAUGGCACGGGGUGCCGCCGAAGCGAAAUGUUUUCAUGGUAAAAAUGUGGCUUAUCCAACCAUUGAAAAGCUUAAAUACCUACCCCUGGCCAAACAUUUUCCAAAGGAUACCAUUCAGUUGUCACACGUGUCCUUUACCACUUUUGUGACAUGAAUUUGAUAACUGCUUGUGCAAUUUUCAGCAGUCUAAAGAUUCAUGUUGUCUGCACAUGUACUUUCUUUGGAGACGCCAUUUGCCUCCUGACAAAUCAGAAAAUUAUCAAGAUGGUGACUCUGAUUGAUGUACAUAUUGUAUUGACAAAUGACUGUUGACAUUGCUUUUUAGUCUUCGAUAUUUGAGCGAGUCAUGCGUUAGAAAUGACAAUAUUUUUAUUAGCCAACCCUGGAGUUGCUUUUUUUUCAUUUACCCAACCUUUUACUCACUCAAAAUUGUGUUCAUCCUACCCAUUUCUCUUCGGUGCCAACCCCCCCCCCAUGUUCUCACUUUGAUAACGAUGAUUGAGAAAAAUAUUCACAAUGC
This is a messenger RNA of Paramuricea clavata, 8002 nucleotides long. The record is from the annotation of a GenBank genome assembly. NCBI's taxonomy places the organism in Eukaryota, Metazoa, Cnidaria, Anthozoa, Malacalcyonacea, Plexauridae.